GUCAUGCAGAAAGCCAGUGCAAGAAAGAAGCAGGACAGUUUUCCUGCCUUUUUGUCCCUCACUCUCUAAUCAAAGCACUGCAUUCAGUACGCCAAUUAGACAAUUCCUUUGACUGUCACUACCCAGCAAGGCUGUGCUUAAAACCCAAAGAAAUCACCCUUAGCAAAUUAAGUACUAAUUGAUUAAUAAUAGUAGUGCCAUUCUCUCAGUCUGGCUGGCCCAGUGAACAAAGCUGCAGUCUCAUAACACCAUGGGAUCUCCUUCUGGAUGGGAAUUGCUCAGUGAUACCAGCCCUUGUAAAACGUCUUGGCCAUGAAGUUAAUCAUUAACUGAGCAGCUCAUAAAAACAUCACAUUGUGAGAGCACAACACACUUAAAAACAGCUGUCACUCGAUCAUGCAUACAACAGGUAUAAAGGAACACAUAAAAGGAGACAGAAAGUUGGGAAAUCCUUCAGCUAAGGGAAGACAAACUGCACUGAGGUUUACCUCCAUGGAGAAAUCCACGGACAAGCUAAGCAGCAAGAACAAAUCGACAGCUUCUGGAGUACUGCAGGCUGAGAAGGUUAGUUCUGCUCCCGCUGCAGGGGCUGCAGGAAUGAACGGAGCAGGACCCCUCGCAGAAAAUGCUGCCGAUGUGGAGAGACUGGCAUUCACUGAGGGACAUAGCAAAGAAAUGGAGAGAUCCCCAGGCACAGAGCUAGACAGACCCGAUGCCUUGAAAACAGCGUUUUCAGAAAGAGACUGUCUGAACUCAACAUCUCUUGCUAUGGUGACAAACCCAAGCUCUCCGGAGGUAUGCCGUUCUGAAAGGAACGACCAGCCUUCACCCGCAUCAUCUCUUGCAGACAUGGACUGCCUGGUCUGCUUCAACAAGUACAACAUUUACCGGGUCCCAAAGCUGCUGGGCUGUCAGCAUGCUUUCUGUGCAGUCUGCCUCAAGCUUAUCCUCAGGAAAGAAGAGAGCACCUGGAUAAUCACCUGCCCCCUGUGCAGAAAAAACACUUUUGUGUCAGGAGGACUUAUCCGCACGCUUCCAAAUAAAGAAGAGAUCAUGGACCUCUUGGAACACCCCGACUCAAGUCAUGAGGUACACGUCCCUGGAAUAGGGCUGGAUAGCAGCAGCUGGGCUCACAGCAGCCAGGACAUUUUAAACAGAGACCAAACUAUUCCAGCAGAUAACAGACUGGCUGUGCAGAGACUUGUGCUGCUCCUGCUGCUUUUGGUGAUUCUCACCAUCCUCAUCCUCCCAUUCAUAUACUCUGGGAUGGUAAAAUGGGUCAUUUGUGUCAUGCUUACUUUGGGGUUGGUCAUGUCUAUGGUGCUUUGCUGCACACCUAAGUUUUAUUGGAGCUGUAACAGAAGCUCACUCAGGUCCUGCCACAAGGAGACCCACAUUGCUGCUAUUGCCUGAAAUGAGGUGAGCUGCCUGGAGAUAAUGACUGGUUCCCUUUGCACAGCCGAAUGUCAGAAGCACGAGUCAGUUACUGGACUUUGAAAGCAAACACAUCAUAAAUUCAAAGUGUCUGACAUACCCCUAAGGCUGAAUGGCAAUGCACAGCAUUGUUUAAUUUUAUUACUGAAAACAUAGAAACACAUUUAUAUGCUGAUAUUUGUAAGAGAAAAUUGUAAGCUUUCCUCGCAGCUUUUAUCCCAGAUUAAUAAUUGUUUUGUUUUGCUUUGGUCAUUUUGUUCUUGUUGGUGUCAUCUCUGGAUUACUGCUGCAGAUCUUUAUCUGAAACAUCUGACACUGAAAUCUGUCCCCAUUACUGUGUUUUUCUGCUCUCUUAACAUACCUACACCUUUUCUUGCGAUAAUGUGGGGAAUUAGCCUGAUAAUCUGGGACUGGACAACGAGCCUCAAUGGAAAAGGGCUAUUUUAACCCAGUUUAUCACCUUAAUCUGUAUCAUGGACCAAAAGGUUGUUGGCAGGGGCAGGAAGGUGGGGCUGGGAAAAGGCAAUGUGGGCUGAUGCCAUCUUAAGUUUCACGCAAAACUAGAGAGAAAGAGGCAAAAUCAACACUUCUAAUCUUGAGUCCACAACUUACAAAGGGCAAGGCUCUGAAAAGCUCAUGACAUUCCAAGCUCCCCGUGUUAUUUAGCACAGAAAUAGUUCCUCUCAGCUGCACUCCUCUAUCUGGCUGCCCAUACCACCUCUCGUCUUGCUCUCUUUACAUUAAGUGUGACAUUGCCCUCGGAGAUACCCACAAUUCUCCUUGUAGAGAUAAAAAUAAAUCUAUCCAUUGUUAUCCUAUGCCAAACCUGAUUUUUUUUUUAAUAUGGAAUAUGUCCAUUAAAGUUUAAUAAUGCUAAUUGCUCAUUGACUCCUGUGUUUCAAUUCCUCGCUGACAAUUAACAUCAAAACAUUUGACAGCUGCCUCACUGACAGGAACUACAGCUGAGAAAGCAUUCUGUGAGUAAAGCAGAAAAGUAACGCGUUGGGCUUUUUUCUUUGAUUUAAAAAACAAACCUGUGAAGCCCUCUUCACCAACAGCAAUGGAUCACUAGUACUAUAAAUGUUUGUAACAAACACUAACGUGAGCCUCAAUGUGAUGUGCAUGAAUACAAAGGAACAAGCUAGAAGGGUUAAAGGAAAAGUGUGCACCAAAACACCAAUCUCAUUCAAAUGACAAGAUAGCAAGGACAGAACACACUGUCCUGAAGAUAAGAUGACAAAGAUGACAUGGACUACAGCCAUAGCAUACUCCAAUUUAAAAAAAUGAUGGGCAGUUUGGCCCAAGAGAAGACACCUGGGCAGAUACAAGUGAGACAUCAUUUGUUGAUGUGCCAAACAACACCUACUCUAGAAGGGUGUACAGGUCACACCCAGUAUCAGUUUGCUAUCUCCAGUCAAAAGGCAAUCUACAGAUAUCAGAAGCAGUGUCUCUCAUCCUUCACAUCACACACAAGGGAGCCCAUGGAGGUUGUCAGCACAAAGCUGUGAAGAAAAGAAAUCUGAAAGUAAACAUAAGCAGGAAAAGUCAGUUCAUGACAUACCAUCCUGCCCUUCCAAAAGGGUUGCACUAAUUUUGGCAGUGGCAAAAAAAAAGAGGGUUAACAGAAAAGGGCUUCCCUGAAGGCAGGACACACUACUGCCCUGAUGUGCAAAGCAAGAACAGGAAGUGUGAAUCAUACUGAUCUUACACUGAUGCAUAGCACGCGCACAUGCACACACACACACACACAAAAAGUCAUAGAAAGGUAUUAAAUGUUUUCCUUCAAAAUGGCCAUCCUACAGCUUUGUACCAGCACAUUACAGACUUGUGCUCAGCAGUUCAACUGGAACAACGCUUGAGCUUUUAGAGCCACUAACAGUCAUCCAAUUCAGAGUUCAUGGCUGUUGGCGGAAGUCAUUACAUCCUAUAAGCUGAAUUCUUUUACAACAGCUAUUAAUUCCCAUUUGACAAGAUAAGGCUCAAUUACAAUGCAAACCUUUGAAGGGGCAAAUAAGUAUAUGGUGAAAAGCUGUAAAAAAUUGUGUUUGUAUUCUAAAACAUAAAAGGAUUUGUUUGCAUGCAGUUCUUCUUCAUACCAAUCUGAGUGGCAAUCGAGUUUCAGUUCCAAAUUACCCUGCCUUGCUUACAGUACCUAGGUGGGUCCUGAUUUCAUAGAGAGAUUAAAUGACAUACUGUAGCACAGAAAUAGUUCACAGUGAGAAACAGGCAAAGGUGGUGGCUGACAUACUGCACAAAUACCCCAGAACUGUGUUAUGUAAGGAUGGUAUGCCAUCAGGACGUUAAGAGCUUGAUGAGACCCAACAGCAGUAUUAAAGCAUCAUGGUCUGUAUAGACAGAACCCUGGACUAGAAGCUUCAAAGGUGUCUUGUUUAACAAUACAUAUACACCAUCAAUUUUGAUGAAGGAUAUAUGUGCCUGUCCUAUUGUACAGUUUUCUUCUCUCUUUGCAACCUGAGCUCUCUCUCCUUUCCCUGCUCUGAAGCUGUUCCUCCCCUUUCCUACUCCUUCCUUGUUCUCUUCUGCUCCUUUGUAUUUCUGUUCUUUACUUCUUUCCCUACUACCCAUUGUUCCAAGUCACCAAGGAAGACUGGAGCAGCUCCUGGAGCACCUGUUCUUUGCAUCCCACCAGCUGGCAGCCCAUGCUACCCUUCCAGCAGAUGCAACCAGAUGCAACCUUCCCCAUCCCAAUCCAUUUUCAGACUUCUUAUCAACAAACAGCCCCACUGUCACUCACCACAGUUAAUUAUGUCAGAGGGAGACAAGUGCCUUAAAAAAAUUGAGUGUAGGUGUUCUAAAUUACUGUUAACUGCAGGAGAACUUUCAGUCUUCAAACACAGCACCGUCAAGUCUACAAGAAACAAAUCUGCAGAUUUGGGUCUGAGAGCACAGAUUUGCGUCCAGAUGGCUUUCUGCUUGUUGUGAACCAUGUGCAUCUUGUCCACGGUGAUGUGCAGUUACCUGGGUUACUUUUUGCACCCCAGCUGGGAUCACAGGAGCUUUCUGAACAUCUCGUCACAUUCAAGUGCACAAUGAUGCCUAAAAACCAGAGGGGUAAUACGAGUACUUGUGAGAGCAAACCUGAAGGUGUAACGUUAGUAGCAAGCAAGCAGGAGAAGGAUAUUUGGCCAAAUCAAAUUUGGCUUUUCAACAGAACAGGUAUCUCGAUAUUUUAUUCUAGAAGACUCAGGCAGCAGAUUUUUAUGUAUACAUCAGUUACCAAGUGGCCCAAACUAGGUUCACUUUCAUGAAAUGUGAAUAAAUACAGCAAAGCUGCUUCCUUCCUCCUGAAAAAGCAGAUUUUGCCAAGGAUCACCAAGCGCUGUGCUUGCUUCACUCCACCGCUGGAGCAAAAAUAUUUACCAAAACCCAUGAAACCAAUGCAACAGCCUUAUGCUCAGGGAGCUGAAUUAACUCCACAGCCUUAGCACAACCCUAGGAUUUCUGCAAGGCCAAUUAACCAGAGCUGAGCAGAGCCUGCCAAGCUGAUUGCACCCAUAACCCUGGGUUAUGCGUGCUAGUGUUUGCUGAUGGAUCAUCCUGCAAUUUAUUUAGGUAACAGAAAGAGCUGCCUCUCUGGACCAAGGAGAUAAGGAAGUUCUGCUGAGUGUCUGUACCAGGGAAAUAGGAGGUCCUGCUUGGAACUGGUUACUACAUAUGUAACACAAGUAAUGUAUAUAAGCUGAAGAUCCUUUGUGUAAGCCGUGCAUGACAGGAGGAUAACCCCCAUGCAUCCAGUGUUGCUAUUAAAGAAUGCCUGCUUUCUAACACACCAGCUUGAGUCUUAGAGAGUAUCCUGAUCGACCGAUUUAAGGUCUCAAGCAGCAGCAGGCCUUGCUGCCUCCUCACUCCAGACGGCCGGCCAUCAGCACAGGUAAGCCACCGCCUGAGGCAGCCGCCCGCCAUCACCUCAGGUGAGACGCCGCCUCAGCGCAGCACGCUUCCUUCCCGCCUUUCGUAAGCUACGCUCCCCGCUACGCUAUCGGCGUAAGGAGAGUAGAGAGCCGCUUGGUGCUGCCUGUACGGAAACUGCGUAAGGGCGGAGGGCAGAGACAGGACGGGCGGAAGGGGUGGGAGGCGGCGGCGGAAGGGAGCCGGGCCGGCAGCAGAUAUUUAUGAAGAAAUCGAUAUCUGUGUGUUGCUCAGAGCUCUCCUUGACCGAAGGGGUGGCAGAGAAGGGCCUUUGCAAAGCUGCCUCAGGAUAUUCUAAACACUCAGCAUCACAAAUCACAGUUUAUUUCCAAUGCUGCUUCCCAAAAUAAGUUAAUACAUCUGUGUCCAGAGGU
Numida meleagris (helmeted guineafowl) is the source of this 5738-nucleotide messenger RNA. RefSeq names its product ring finger protein 186 (gene RNF186). The transcript is spliced from 2 exons. Gene Ontology annotation, biological process: protein ubiquitination. Lineage: Eukaryota; Metazoa; Chordata; Aves; Galliformes; Numididae. Gene Ontology annotation, molecular function: ubiquitin protein ligase activity. Bases 397 to 1413 code for a protein of 338 amino acids. The record is from RefSeq and is a predicted model, not a curated record.